GCUUGUGUGCACAGAGAGAUUGCACAGGACAUAUCUGCAGAGAAAGAGAGAGGUGGACAUCUGGAGGAAAGGAGACAGCUGGUACCAGGGAUGCUCUCUCUCCUCCAUCUCCAUGGCAAUGAUCAGCUCGUCUUUGGGUUAACUCUCUGCCGUCCAAGAUGAAGUGGUCUGGCUGUGGUUCCAUCUACUGCAUUUUCUAUUCUUUACUCCUAUCAAGCACAUGUUCUUCAUUCCCCCGACCCCUACACCCCACAAAGUCUCACCACCAUGGGGCAAUACGCCCGACAUCCUCCCCCCACCUAGCUGCCCACCAGCAUUUAUAUACCUCCCUCCAUUCUACUAAACAACCCUCAGGAAACUCCCACAUUUCCAGUCCUCAGCUUGUUUUCCCCAUAGUCCAGUCACAGAAUGUGCCACCAAAGAUCCAAUACUUCCCCCACAGGAACACCCAGCACCCCCAUCAGCAAUCUGUGCCCACACGGGGCAAGCGCCAGUCUGAAGCAUCCAGCCUGCUCUUUCCUGCUGCCCUGGAAGGGGCGGUUCUUCCUUCGCAAUACCCUUGGGCUAUCUUGUGGGGCCCAACUGUCUCAGAUGAGGAAGGGGCACAAAGUUCAGCUUCUUCCACCCCUCGACCUUACUACCAUCAUGAGUGGGGCUUGUUGGAGCACGGUGAGCCAGCGCGAGGACUGGACCUGAAGGGGGUACCGACCACUCUGAGACCCCAUGGCUUUCCCCCGCUACAAGAAGGGACCGACCCUCAACUUUACGUCACCAUUGUGAUCUCUGUGCUCAUUGUGUUGGUGGCUACCGGAAUAAUCAUCAAAUUCUGCUGUGAACGCAGACAGAAACGCAGGCGCAACCGCAAUGAACGUUGUGCUUUACCGGAGGAAGGAAGCCUGCAGCCCUUGACCGACUUGUCACCCGACUCUGACAUCCCCGGGCUCCAUCCACUAAAACUCGGUGACUUCAACAAAAGUGGCCUGGAUGACAGAAGCGUUCCCUGCAGAACAAGCAAGAUUCCUGUGGUGACCAUGUGAUUGCACCGUAGAUAUCCCGAAUCUGUAGACGGACAGCUGUGAUGGACUCUGGGUGAAAGGAACCAACCUAAUGGAAGGUGGGGGGGGGCACCUAAAUUUCUCAAACCUCUGCACCCCAGAAAUGAUCGUUUGAGAGGACCCAGCCAUUCACGGACAACAGCCAAGUGAAGAUGACCUCAGAUAGACAGGAGUAGCCCCACGUCUAGGGCUGUAUGUGUGUGUACAUAUAAUCUAUUACAUGUAUGUAGGCAUGGUCACACAUAACCACUAUUACCAGGGCUACCUGUGGGGGAGACUGUGAAGCCCUGAAGGCCUUGUGAUAGAAUAAUUAUGUAAUAAUAUUGUUCUCUAUGACUGCAUGUGUGACUGUUAACAC
Nanorana parkeri is the source of this 1413-nucleotide messenger RNA. It is a transcript of the gene PIANP, whose product is annotated as PILR alpha associated neural protein. The coding region runs from base 159 to 1037 and encodes 292 amino acids. The transcript has 6 exons. NCBI's taxonomy places the organism in Eukaryota, Metazoa, Chordata, Amphibia, Anura, Dicroglossidae. Gene Ontology annotation, cellular component: membrane. The record is from RefSeq and is a predicted model, not a curated record. Gene Ontology annotation, biological process: regulation of immune response.